This is a messenger RNA of Fusarium musae, 831 nucleotides long. RefSeq lists its product as uncharacterized. NCBI's taxonomy places the organism in Eukaryota, Fungi, Ascomycota, Sordariomycetes, Hypocreales, Nectriaceae. The coding region runs from base 1 to 831 and encodes 276 amino acids. The transcript is spliced from 5 exons. Gene Ontology annotation, biological process: signal transduction. The record is from RefSeq and is a predicted model, not a curated record. Gene Ontology annotation, cellular component: cytoplasm.
AUGGCCACCGAGCGUGAAAGCAAGACCUUCCUGGCCCGCCUCUGCGAGCAGGCCGAGCGCUACGAUGAGAUGGUCACCUACAUGAAGGAGGUGGCUAAGCUGGGCGGAGAGCUCACCGUUGACGAGCGUAACCUCCUCAGCGUCGCCUACAAGAACGUUGUCGGCACCCGACGUGCCUCGUGGCGCAUCAUCUCCUCGAUCGAGCAGAAGGAGGAAUCUAAGGGCUCCGACAAGCACGUCUCCACCAUCAAGGACUACCGCAACAAGAUCGAGACCGAGCUCGAGAAGGUUUGCCAGGAUGUUCUCGAUGUCCUCGACGACUUCCUCAUCCCCAACGCCGCCACCGGCGAGUCCAAGGUCUUCUACCACAAGAUGAAGGGUGACUACCACCGUUACCUCGCCGAAUUUGCCUCUGGUGAGAAGCGCAAGGGUGCUGCUACCGCUGCCCACGAUGCUUAUAAGAGCGCUACCGAUGUUGCCCAGACUGAGCUCACUCCCACUCACCCCAUCCGUCUGGGUCUCGCUCUCAACUUCUCCGUCUUCUACUACGAGAUCUUGAACUCCCCCGACCGUGCUUGCCACCUCGCGAAGCAGGCCUUCGACGAUGCUAUUGCCGAGCUCGACUCCCUCUCUGAGGAGUCUUACCGCGACAGCACCCUGAUCAUGCAGCUCCUCCGAGACAACCUCACCCUCUGGACUUCUAGCGACAGCGCUGAGGGCGAGGCCGCUGGUGCUGCCGAUGCUGCCAAGAAGGAGGAGGGCGAGGCUGGCAAGCCCGCUGAGCCUGCCGCCGCCCCUGCUGAGGAGCCUGCGCCUGCUGCUGCCUCCUAA